Messenger RNA from Boeremia exigua, 2236 nucleotides. Its product is annotated as SKIP/SNW domain-containing protein. The record is from RefSeq and is a predicted model, not a curated record. Bases 142 to 1809 code for a protein of 555 amino acids. Gene Ontology annotation, biological process: mRNA splicing, via spliceosome. The transcript has a single exon. Lineage: Eukaryota; Fungi; Ascomycota; Dothideomycetes; Pleosporales; Didymellaceae. Gene Ontology annotation, cellular component: spliceosomal complex.
UGCGAGCGCGGAUUCUCGGCGGAUUCCCUCCGUUCUCUCACCGCUCGGACCCUCUGUGCUUGGCAUUGACAUCUUCAAGACUAGACUUUUGCGACACUCCAGCUCCAAGAUCCGAGGAUCGCCCCAACCACACCCGCCAACAUGUCCGUCGCCGCUCUUUCCAAGUCGCUGCCGAAGCCGAAAUACACAGGCGAAGAAGAAGAGCUAACGCGAAGCACACGCGUGCUGAGCUCUGAACAGUACGAGACCCAAGUUGCAAGGCGACAGAACGGCCCACCACCGUAUGGCAGCAGGCAAAGCUGGCGGCCGCGCACCGCCGAGGACUUUGGAGAUGGCGGCGCGUUUCCUGAAGUGCACGUUGCGCAAUACCCUCUCGAUAUGGGAAAGAAGGGCCAGCCAUCCACAUCGAACGCGAUGACACGGCGCGUAGAUGCUGAGGGAAAGACAAAGUACGAUGAAAUCGCGAGGAGAGGGCACGGUGAGAACAGGAUAGUUCAGGCCAGUUUCAAGGACCUGAUCCCGCUGCGACAACAGGCCAACGCCGGCGAGCUUGACCUGGAUCGCCCAAGCCAAGAGGUCGUGCAGGCCACGAAGGCGAAAACAGAGGCAGCGCUGUUGGCACUCGUUCAAGGGCAGACUGCUGCGCAGAAGCCGAAGAACGUUCAAGGCCGCAAGGACGAUGAGCCGACCUUUGUGCGAUACACACCGACAGCACAGAUGGGCGAGGCGCAGGGCAAGACUCGCAUUUUUAAGAUCCAGCAGCGACAGAUCGACCCCAUGGAGCCGCCUAAGUUCAAGCACAAGCGCAUUCCUCGUGGACCACCCUCGCCUCCGCCUCCAGUCCUCCACUCACCUCCUCGCAAACUUACCGCCGAAGACCAAGAAAUGUGGAAGAUUCCACCGCCAAUCAGUAACUGGAAGAACCCGAAGGGCUACACGGUGCCGCUCGAUAAGCGUCUUGCCGCAGAUGGGCGAGGACUCCAAGACAUCACAAUCAACGACAAGUUCGCACAGUUCGGAGAGGCACUGCAAGCCGCAGAUAGGCAUGCUAGAGAGGAGGUCAAGCAGCGCGCCAUUAUGCAGCAAAGAUUGGCGGAGAAGGAGAAGCUACAGAAGGAGGACCACUUGCGCAAUUUGGCCAAACAGGCUCGCGAAGAGCGCGCAAACGCCUCGCGCCGACGUUCUUACAGCGACUCGGAGUCAGAUUCGGAGCAGGAGGAGGUUCGUCAACGACAAGAAGCAAGGAAAGAACGUCGUGAGGAUUUCCAGCGAGAGCUACGACAGGCCAAGAUGGGCACAGACCGCAAGAUCCAGAUGCUUGCGCGCGAACAGAACCGAGACAUCUCAGAAAAGGUUGCACUCGGCCUUGCCAAGCCUACACAAAGCGGAGAAUCCAUGUACGACGCGCGGUUAUUCAACCAGUCCAGCGGGUUCAACGCAGGCAUCAACGAGGACAACCAUUACGACAAGCCUCUGUUCGCUGCUCAAGACGCUAUCAGCAGCAUUUACCGUCCUACUGUUCAGCAGGAUGACGGAGAAGACGAAGGCCAGACGUUAGACCGUAUCACGAAGUCGAGCAAAUUCGACGUGCUGGGUAAAGCCGGCAAGGGUUUCAAGGGUGCUGACUUGCAAGAAAAACGAGACGGGCCGGUGCAGUUCGAGAAGGACACAGACGACCCGUUCAACAUCAACGCAAUGAUCAAUGAGGUCAAGGGAGAGUCGAAGACGGGCGAGAAGCGUUAUGGUAUGACAGACCCCAAGGAAGAGCGAUCGACGAAGCGUGCACGAGUGGACGACGACAGUGAUUGAGAUGCUUUGGGUUGAAUUUAGUAUUUGGCAUGGUAUAGGCAUGAGCUAUGGACUUAUUCCGCGCUCACGUGAGAUUGGUAAUUCAUGUCCAGCAUCCUUACCCGAGGCUCUAGGCUAGUCGAGGAUGCUGUAGUCGGUGGAGAGAUACAGACACGACCAUCGGAUGUGAGCACCGUUGGUAUCAAAAUAAGGGCUAGCGAUCUGGCGUUGAGAUGAUUAUUGUACGCAAUAACCAGAUGGGCUUCACAAUGUCUAUGGAAUCGCAGGAGUGUGUUAGAGUCCAAUGUUUUCUUGACAAUAUAUUACUCAGCCUCGCCUUCAGCUCCUUUGCAAGGCUGCUAGCGGAUUACCUGCCAUUUGCCGAUUAUGAUAGCCCUCAUUGGUGCUUCGACGUCGGAUCGUGCACGCGGCUAAGACCUCGUCGGCU